AUGAGCCAAGAAGUAGAUGAAUCACUGUUAAGAAAGGCAAAAGAUGUCACUGCUGGGUUUGCAGGCGGCGCCGUACAGGUUCUCAUUGGCCAACCUUUUGAUCUAGUCAAGGUGAGACUCCAGACGGGACAGUACAACUCUCCAUUAACAGCUGUUAAAGAUACUUUGAAAAAUGAAGGACUGUUAGCUUUUUACAAAGGAACUUUAGCCCCUUUGUUUGGGGUGGGCGCUUGCGUUUCUUUACAGUUUUACGGUUUCCAUGAGGCCAAACGACAAUUGUUGAAAUACAAUUCAGAUAAUUCUGGGACUCUUAGUUUGCCCCAAUUCUAUGCUGCAGGUGCAGUUGCUGGUAUUGUUAAUACACCAAUAACGGCGCCUGUGGAGCAACUUCGUAUUAUUCUCCAAACUCAGAAAGGAAAGAGUGGAUAUCAUGGUCCGCGUGAAUUGGUUAAGCAUAUCGUCAGAGAGAAUGGAUUUUCUGCACUAGGAAGAGGUUUUCAGAUCACUUUACUCAGAGAGAUCCAGGCCUAUGGUGUGUGGUUUUUAGCCUACGAAUGGUUGAUGAAGACAACCACUGAAAAGUGGGGAAUUGCCCGAGAUCAGAUCAGUACUCCCCAGUUAAUGUUAUACGGCGCACUUGCUGGAGAGUUUCUCUGGUUAGGUUCCUAUCCAUUGGAUGUCAUCAAAAGUAGAGUUCAGGGAGACACUUUUGGAUCAACUAGUAAAUACCAUGGAAGUGCUAGAGCCGCUGCCCGUCAUAUUUGGCAAACUCAAGGGCUUAUUGGUUUCUGGAGGGGUAUAGUUCCCACUCUAGUUAGGGCAAUUCCUUGCAGUGCGGCCACUUUUACGACGGUGGAAUGGACAUUAAGGCUGUUAGGCAAUUGA
This is a messenger RNA of Komagataella phaffii GS115, 885 nucleotides long. RefSeq names its product Mitochondrial protein, putative inner membrane transporter. The transcript has a single exon. Bases 1 to 885 code for a protein of 294 amino acids. Gene Ontology annotation, molecular function: L-ornithine transmembrane transporter activity. Gene Ontology annotation, biological process: mitochondrial L-ornithine transmembrane transport. The record is from RefSeq and is a predicted model, not a curated record. Lineage: Eukaryota; Fungi; Ascomycota; Pichiomycetes; Pichiales; Pichiaceae.